Molecule: messenger RNA, 2061 nt
Organism: Mya arenaria
Lineage: Eukaryota; Metazoa; Mollusca; Bivalvia; Myida; Myidae
Exons: 11
Coding region: 309-1916 (535 amino acids)
Source: RefSeq, a predicted model, not a curated record
AGUAAGGCAGAUGGCAACAACAACUGAGGCAUUGCUGCAGUUUCACAGACCUAUAUUGCCAGCCAUUUCAGAACAACCAAACAUCCCAAAUGUUAUUACAGAAACAUCCGACAAGCAAACGAAAGCAAGAAAGUCGCUGUUCUCCCCUGUCUCUGGACAAGCAACUGAUAAAAAAGGACCCAAAGUAGAGAGUUUCCAGGAUUUUAAAGUUCACCCUGUAUCACAGAAAGAAAUAACCAUUGGUGAUAACAGUAUACUAUGAAAGUGGAAAGAGGACAGUUGUCAUUGAAAACAAAGACCAUAUAAAAAUGUGUAAAGUCAUAUUCUACCAAAAAAAUGUUGAAAAGGGACUUAUGGAGAUUUUAGAAACAACCAGCAAAGAUCAAUUUGCUGCUUAUGCUGCAAAGAUAGUAAAGAAUGAAUGUGAAACUAUUUGUAAACGGCACUCGGACUUCGCAUUGACUGAUAAAACUUAUGAAGGGAUAAUGGAAUUCUCCUGGGACCACUUAUACCAAGACCUAUUACUUGGAGCUCCAAACACUUUACGCAUUGUGUCAUCCAUGGUAACCAGUAGCAUCCCAAUGCCAGUACCAAGCAAGGAAUUUCACCAUGCCCUUUUUGCAAUAGGUAUAAUAUUACAUGGACGAAACAGGGAAGCAACUACAUUGCAGUAUCUGAAUGGAAUGGUACUUCUUCAUGGAGGGUGUACACAUCAGGACAUGAAACGCUUGGCUAAGUUAGGUGUAUGUGUCUUUCCUGAGACAGUCAGAAAUAAACUGCAGUCCUGGCAAAGUAAUCUUGAUGAAAAACUGUUAGAAGUGAAGGAAAAAUGGUGCAAGGGUGACAGUAUGACAUAUCAACUUGUUGGCGAUAACUGGGAUAAAAAUAUAGUACCCUCUUACAGGACUUCUAAAAAUUCAACACAGUCAAUACAUCUUUUUAACGUUAUUGGCGUCAUUGACCGGAUUGUAAUAAAGAAGGAAGAAGGCACUCCUGUUAGGACAGUGGACAGCAUGACAGCCGUUGACUUUAUACCAUCUGAAGGGGACAUUGACAGUCUACAAAAAGAACUAACGUUCCUUGUGGCCAGAUCUGUUAUCCAAAAUAUUAAACAAAUGGAAGAUUUGUUUGGGAAAAUUUACCCUGGCCAUCUGGAGCAUAUCCACAGUAAUGAAGCUGGAAUGAAAACUUCGCAGUAUUCUCUUGGUCUUUUUGAUUGUGAUGAAAAGAAAACAGCAGAUGUCAUAAGGUUGUUGCAAAACUUGACAGAGAAAUACGUUCCCAAGAAGGAUGGGGAGAUUGUUGAAGAAGUUUUUUUUGGAGGAGACAGACUGACUGAUGAAAAAAUUCAGGUUGCUCAGCAAGCAAUGAGAAAUGCUGACAGUGGCUUAGAGAGGUUAGAAGGCUUCAUUUCAAAGAUAGAGGAUUUUCAUCGCUUAAUGAAUUUUCUGGAGGCAAUCCACAGGCUGUCAUACAAUACACAGUCUUCCAGAGAUAGGGGAACUGUACAUUAUUACAGAAACUUACUGAAUGCGCGAAAUGUCAAGGGCGAAGUAAAAAACUCUUACCGGGCAUAUAAGCAGCUAUAUUACACAUUGUUUGAUGCCAUUUGCUGUGUGCUGUUCCUUAAGAAAUUUGAAUUGGAUAGCUGUGAUUCAACUAUUCCAGUACCACAAGGCAUAAAAGAUUGGGAAGCAGAUCAACAGUUACAAUGGCUAAAUGACAAGUGUGGUGAAAUUGUAAAAGAGAUUUUUCCUCAUGAUUUAUUUGCAGAAUUGCAGAAUGUGCUCGCAGAUCCUGAUCACGAGGAAAAUUACUGGGUUAAUUCUAUUGAAAAUGACAAUUUCAAGUGCCACUUCUGUAAUUCAAGUUUUCCGUCUAACAGCUCUUCACCAAAACUUAAACAGUGCUGUUGAUAUGGGUGAUGGCUACAGAGUAGUAAGGAGUGCCAAAUUUGAAACGCCUAUAUACAACAGGACCAACAAAGUUAAAUAUUUGAUAGGAAGUGUACAUCUUACAGCACUUGUGUCUGGCACAUUACCGGCUCACCAAUCAAAGCGC